This is a messenger RNA of Phytophthora sojae, 1071 nucleotides long. RefSeq names its product myb domain-contaning protein. The transcript has a single exon. The record is from RefSeq and is a predicted model, not a curated record. NCBI's taxonomy places the organism in Eukaryota, Oomycota, Peronosporomycetes, Peronosporales, Peronosporaceae. The coding region runs from base 1 to 1071 and encodes 356 amino acids. Gene Ontology annotation, molecular function: DNA binding.
AUGGCCGAGCAGCAGCACCUCCGCUCCCAGGACUCCAAGUUCGACGUCAGCAAGAAGGACGUCACCACUGUGAGCAGCAACAAGGAGGACAAGCCCGAGACCAGUGAAGAUUACGAUGACCUGCGUCUAUCCACUUCGUCGAUUAUCGAGCUCGACCGGAAGGAUCUCUUGAUCGUCAAGGACGGCACGGUCCGCUUGGCCGAGUCACUCGACCGCGAGCAGCAGCAGCUCGGCGCCAACGGAGAAGUCGUCAAGGCCUCGGGCACCUGGACCAAGGCCGAGCACGAGCGCUUCCUGCGCGCGAUGGAGACGUUCCCCAAGGGCCCCUGGAAGGCCAUCGCCGAGAUGGUCGCCACCCGCACGGUUCGUCAAACGCAGACGCACGCCCAGAAGUACCGCGAGAAGCUCGCGCGCCGCAUGCGCGGUCUCCGCAACCGCAACGGCACGCUGCAGACCCCGCCGAUGGCAAUGGUGCAGGGGAUGGUCGGGUACCCGCAGCACGCCGUCUCCCCUUACGGCAACAUGCAAACGCGCGUGUACCAGCACCCGUCUACCAUGGGCUACACGUCGAUGCCUGCCCACGUGAUGACCCCGGCUAUGACCUCCAUGGCCGCUCCGCCUAUCCUCCUGGCUCGCGCCACCUCGCUGCCAGCGAUGCCGAGCUCGUCGUUCCACCACCACCACACGUCGUACGUGUCGGCCGCUAUGCCGCCGACGCUGGUGUCCACUGUCAGCUCGGACUUCAGCCAGCUGAGCACGUCCACGAUCUCGAGCGCCUUCAUCGGCAACCCGACCUACCCGUCGUCGUGGGAAGCGAACGCGGCCGCGGUCGAGAUCAAGCCGACGGUGCCGGACUUUGACGAGUCUAUGGACUUCCUCAUGGACGUGUACUCGUCCAACCCGAGCCAGAUCAGCACCUCGGUGCCCGCUGUGUCGUCCACGAUGACGGUCACGCGCACGGCCUGCAUUGCUCGCACGCCGCAGACGCCGACCCCGUCGCUGGCCACCAAGGCUCUCAAGCGCCACCCCGGCUACGACGUCAAGCUCUUCGACACCAGCAGCGUCAACUGA